UGUGUGUGUGUGUGUGAGGGAGGGGCGGUGGGGGGUGGAAGUGCAACCAGCUGCUGAAACCAAGCAGAUCAGUUGAGCAAACCAAAAGGCACAAAGUAGGGAUGUACCUUAGGCUGACACAUUUAUAAUUAAACAACUGCUGUACUGUGGUUUACCUUUAAAAUUAAUAUUAAUACCAAUAAUAGUGUUAAGGUAUGUGCACACACUCAUACAAACAUAUAAAUAUAUAUCAUAUACACACACAUAUGCUUUUUUCUUUUUUUUUAUUCUUAUAUGUAAUCUCAUACUACUUAAUAAUAGACAUGACAUACAACACCCCAAUUUCCAUAUUUACACAUUAUUGAUAUUGGUAGAGAUAAGUAUCAUUAAUACUUAAAGUUGGGUUUAAAGCCUGUUUAUCAGCUCAGGUGUUGAGUGUCCCACUACAAGGUUAGUAAAGCUGUACAUGUAGCUUAACAUUGUUCACGCAAAGGGUGAGGCAGACGUUGGUGCAUGAGAAUGCCACUUGUGAAAGCCAGGGUGAUGUGAGGAGCUCGGCCACUACGUCCAUCCAACAAGCAGAGGAAAGAAUCCUAGCAGCCAGGGAGCCCACGCACCUUCAGUUCCAGGAGGGCAGGUGUUGCGACCCAAGCCGCCCACACAGAACCCCCCAGGCAGAGCUGCAGCAGCCACAGAGACAGCACCCCAGGUCAGAGUGGGCCACCGUGGGUCAACGCUGUCCGCCCCAUGAGAACCAGAGGCAAACACUUCCCCCAGUGGGAUUUUAUUUUUUUCAAUUUAUUUUUAUUUAUAUAGCGCGUGAGGGCUUUCAGAAUAAGAAUUGGGAAGGGAUGGUUGAAAAAGUCAGUGCCUGACUGUCUAAGUGGACCUGGAACCGCCCCCAGGUGUCUUAUAGGGGUAGGGUGUUGGAAGGAGGCCAGGGAUAGGUGAACCUGAGUCGUGUGGCGGUUUGAAUACAACAUUUCUGUGGCGCCGGUGGAGAAAUAGUUAGCUAACUUUACUAGCUAGCCCAAGUUACGUUAAGGUUUACGUUUCCAGGUUCGAGGUUUCCAGGUCAGAUGUGGGCGGAGUUUGCAUGCACUGUUUGAGGUGUUUGAGUUUGCGUCACUGAUCUGAGAUCAGAAUUACGAGCGCUGUUUUAAGGGUAGGGGUGGGGUCUACUUGCACAUCUCAUGAAUUUUCAGUUUUACACUGAAGAGGAGGUCAUUAAGUUAAUUCUUGUAUGCAAAAGACCUGAAGAAUUGUCCGAUGGCUCUCCGUCUGUAAAGGAUCAAACACCUUCUGUAUCAUGAGCCACAAAUAUGGGGAGAAAGCGGCAGUUCUCCUUUGCAGGGUUAUGCAUUUGCGUUUCAAGAAGCAUCCUUUUCUUUUAGAUGUGAAUGAGAUGGACCUAUCACUUACCUCAUGUUUUUAUCAACCAUCAAAACAAACUCAAACACUCAGGCCACCACUGGCAGACAUACUUAAACUCACAACAGAAAACAAAGUCAAAGAAAAUUCUCAGGCCACAACAGGCAGGUUACUUAAAUUUAAAACAAACACAUAAUUAAAGAAACACUCAAGCCACAAGAGACAGACAAAAAAAAAUCAAGGUAGAACCCGUUUUAAGCACAAUACAACUACAACAAAAAACACUCAAUGAACAGAAUAAUGAACAAACAAAACAAAUUAGGAAGAAUUAUUAAAACGUAAGAUAAGGCGUUGCAAGAACAAACAAGAGCUAGCAACAUGGCAUAAACAAACGUGGCUAAGGCAUGGCAGGCAUGAGCAAAUGUGGCUAAGACAUGAACAAACUUGGCCAAGGCAUAGCAUGAACAAAAAGAGGCUACUACAAAGCAUAAACAAUAGACAGUUGCUUUGCACGUCUUACAAUAUAUGCCAAACAAUGCUUGACUAACCGGCAACAGUACCCAUCAAUAGUCCAUGUACGUAGUGGUGUGGUAGAGCCAGCCAAGGAUCAUGGCUGGUUUCACAGGAGAGGAGCUUGGUAGCCAAAAGCUUUGCCUCCCAUUCUACAUUUAAAGAGUCUAAGUACCACAAGUAGCCCAAUGCUCUGAGAACCAAAUGUUCUGCCGGGAGCAAAAGGAAAUACGGAUAAUUUUAAAUUCUGUCCUACAUUUUACAGUGCAGAGAAGCUAUUGUAGGAUUCAGACUUCAGAUUUCAGAGACACGCACCUGGGUUCGCGAGCAUGAGCCAACAGCAGGAGUGGAAACAGCAGGAGCAGCGAAACUGUCUCAACAGUACCUGAAUGUUCAUCGCGGGACUCCUUGCAUUCAACCACCAUCAGGUACUGGGCGCACCAACUCGGGGGUGGAAUGGGGAGGUGCAACGCCAGCAGACUCUGCACCAGGCCGGAAUCCGCCAGGAGGAAGACCCAAAAAUCUGGUGUGCUUUUACUGUCAACAGACAGGACAUAAAGCAUCUGUGUGCCCGACGCGCGAACCUAAGCUGUCGGGGUACUGUCCCAAGAGAAGGGGAUGUUAAGUGGUAUCCGCAGGCCGAAGUACUGGUGGAAGUACAAGGGCAGACGUACUUGCUAAUGGUGGCUGUAGUGGAUAGUCUACCAAAGGACAUGAUUUGAGCCGUGAUUUGCCAGUGUUGUGUUACUUAUUACAGAGCACUGAGAGGAGCGUUGGAAAUGUUGACUUGGUGUUACCAGUUCAUCUGUCCGACCUUUACACGGGCACAAGCCAGGGCGGGACUCCAACCUCUGCCAGACAUGGACGAAAGUCUGUUGCAGGGUGGGGACAGAGCCCCAAAAAAAUUACGCAGACUGAAACGUCUGGAGGAGUACCUGGGCACACCAACCUCAGAGGUUACUGCAGAGCACCCUGAGGGUAUUAAUUUGCAGGAACUAGAAAUAUACUCGGUCCCGUGGGCUGGUCACCUGGGUCAACAGAAAACAUUUGCACGUGUUAGCUCAAGGUUUCAUUAGCCAACGUUGUAUGCUGAUGUUCGCACCUACUGCAACUCUUGCCCAAUCUGUCAGAAAACCAGUGCUGUGCCAUGGCAACACAGGGCCCCAUUGCACCCUCUCCCUGUGCUUUCUGAGCUGUUUAGGCGGAUCACCAUGGACAUUGUAGGACCGCUGGAGGAAAGCAGUGCGGGACGCUACAUACUAGUUAUCAGUGACUACACGACAAGAUAACCAGAAGCCUUCCCACUGCGCACAGCAACUUCACUGAACAUCGUCCGUGCCCCAACUUUUCUCCCGGGUGGGAAUACCUAAAGAGAUCCUGACGGACCAAGGCACCAACUUUUCAUCGCGGCUCAUGGGCCGUUGUACCGGCAGUGACCCCAUACCAUCCACAGACGAACGGACCGGCACCGCGCGGACACGCCACGCUAAUAAAACACUGAGUAAUCCCUCACACAGACACCUAGCCGCAACCGGCAGACCAGGUCGCAGGGAAACACAGGAGAGGGAAGACCCCAAAUGCACGACCCAACACAGUCAAAUAAUUAACAUUAAAGGUUUAUUUAAAUACAACAAAACUCACUGCACAGCAGGAUCUAGUUCUAACACAAAGGAAGUAAACUAAAAAUCGCUGCAAUGCAGGAAAACACUAUGAAACAAACUAACUCACUAAACACUAAACGCUCCGUACACUACGGGCAAAAACCGACACAUAUAACACAAUACAUAACACAGGACAACUAACCACAGCACUGUCUAACAGGCUAAACAAAACAUGCUCCGUAACACGGGCAAAAUCCUAAACAUGAAACAUAAAACACAAGACACUCAAACCUUACGUGGUGACAGGACAUCAAAUCAAAACAAAGGAACUCCACUUCUAUAACUCUCCUCUCUUUAAACGUAACUUGGUGUAGCAUCCAGUGGCGGCCGACGGUGUAGGAGGCAGCGCCAUCGUGGCAGCUGAUGACGCCGAAGGCGAGGCCAGCAGUCCAAGCGACGAGACCAAGCCGUAGCAGACUGCAGACGUGAACGCAGCUCCGGGCCUCCGCUGGGCUGCAGCGAAGCACGCCGCUCCGGACCUCCGCCGGGCUGCAGGGCAGCACGCAGCUCCGGACCUCCGCCGGGCUGCAGGGAAGCAUGCAGCUCCAGACCUCCGCCGGGUUGCAGGGAAGAACAGUCCUCUUUGCUGCACCCUUGCCACUGGGGCGCUCACCAGGCGUGAUGCCGGAAUCAGCGGUGUCCGCACCUUGGAGCUGCCGUGACGAAACGUGGCCCCCACCAGACAACCACCAGGGACAGGCGGAAUCCCCUCCUUGGGACCGCCGUAAUCGGGAACCGAUGUGGCCUCCUCCGGACCACCACCAAGGACAAACGUGGUCUCCUCCGGACCACCAGGAACAGACGUGGCCUCCUCUAGACCACCAGUAACAGACGUGGCCUCCACCGGACCACCACCAAGGACGGACGUGGCCUCCUCCAGAGCACCAGGAACAGACGUGGCCUCCUCCAGACAACCAGGAACAGACGUGGCCUCCUCCAGACCACCAGGAACGGACGUGGUCUCUACCGGACCACCAGGAACAGACGUGGUCUCUACAGGACCCCCAGGAACAGACGUGGCCUCAACCGGACCACCACCAGGAACAGACGUGGCCUCAACCAGACCACCACCAAGGACGGACGUGGCCUUCUCCAGACCAAUACCAAGGCCCUCAGAGGUCAAACGUGGCUUGGCGACAGGAACAUGACGCGGUGAUGCCAUUGGAAACCCACGAAGCAAACCCACCCUCACACUGCUCUUGUAGGCCAGAUGAGGUGCUGGAACAGGUGAGCUGACCCGUGAUGCAGCAGGCAAACCGGAAGUUGCUACAAUGUUCUCUGUCCUUUCAACAGCCACGAUAAAAUGCACCUCCGAGGAGGUAAGUUCCUUAAUAGUCCGUUUAAAAUCCACCAUCCAUCACACUGUCCCUUCAGCUCCCUCCAUAUACUCCGAGCCUCGGAUGGAGAGAGACAAACAGCUCCGGGCACGGUCUCCAUUUGAGUGACGGAAGCCGUGGGCGGAGCUACGGCAGACACCGCUGCCGGGUGAGAGUCUGUUGGCGCCCCUGAAUUAAAAUACUCCACCGCUGUUCUGGCCGCUGCCAAAAAUCCAGACUGCAGUGCUCCGGCGAGCGUCCGGCCAGCUGGGCAGCCAACUCCUCCCGUACCGCGGGGAACCACGUGACCGGAACUCCCGGAAUUGCGUGGAACUGCGGCACGACUCCAAUUAGAUUGUCCAACCGAUUUAAUCCAUACAACCGGUCCCAGGGAGCCGACGAGGUGCACGCAGCCCCGACAUAGUCAAAAAACAGCCCCCAGACGCGAGGGCUGAUCUGCUCUGGUGCAGCCGAAGCCAUGAGGACACUCCGGUGCAAAGACGAAACAAAACAGAGCAGGAAAACAAAAGCACGAAUACAAAACACAGACAAGCUAACACAGACUAACACUUAGUUGGCUAGCUAACCUAAAACAAACACGAACUAAACACAAACUAUGGGUCGGCUGGGAUCUGGGUGGUUGGUGUGUUCUGUUACGAACUCGCCCCGUUGGUUCCGAACCGGCGGGGUUUGGCAGGGAACCUACUAAACACUUCCCCCGUCGUUUCCAAGCCGGCGGGGCUUGACGGAACCCUGAGACAGGAGAGGAGAUGCGGUGGAGAGGAGCAAUGACUGCAGCCGCUCCGAGCGGGGAAAACUACGGCUCUCACGGAGCCGGGGGGAGAACGCGCUCACACUGAGCGGAGGGUUCAGGCACCACGGCCGACGUGCCACCGGCACCGCGCGGACACGCCACGCUAAUAAAACAGAGUAAUCCCUCACACAGACACCGGCAGACCAGGUCGCAGGGAAACACAGGAGAGGGAAGACCCCAAAUGCACGACCCAACAUAGUCGAAUAAUUAACAUUAAAGGUUUAUUUAAAUACAACAAAACUCACUGCACAGCAGGAUCUAGUUCUAACACAAAGGAAGUAAACUAAAAGCAAUGCAGGAAAACACUAUGAAACAAACUAACUCACUAAACACUAAAUGCUCCGUACACUACGGGCAGAAACCUUCACAUGAACACAAUACAUAACACAGGACAAGUAAGAACUAAACCACAGCACUGUCCGUAACACGGGCAAAAUCCUAAACAUAAAACACAAGACACUCAAGGAGAAGGAACCUGUGUCAGCCAUGCUGGUACGGAAGGUGAUGGGUAAAGAGGAAGAGGACGGUGUGGAAGGUGCAGUAAGGGAGACGUCGCUGUUGGAUCUGACUCAGCUAGACGACAUGAAGUGCCAGGAGUUGCAGGGUCUAUUAGACUAGUUUUCAGCGUUGCUUUGUCAGAGGCCUGGGCGAACAGCGCUGAUACACCAUGCCAUCCACCUCACCGAUAACACGGCUUCCAGGCAGAGGCCAUACCGGGUACCAGAACGUUUGGUGGAUCCAUUGAAGGAAGAGAUUAAGACGAUGAAGGAUCUGGGAGUGAUUGAGCCCCCUACAAGCGAGUGGUGCAGUCCAGUGGUGAUUGUCCCGAAGAAGGACGGGUCCAUCCGUGUCUGCAUCGACUUUUGGAAGCUCAACGCCCAAUCCCAGUUCCACGCCUACCCGAUGCCACGGGUAGAUGACCUCUUGGAACAAGUGUGGAAGGCCGAAUUUAUAACUACUUUGGACCUCUGCAAGGGCUACUCGCAGGUUCCCUUGGAUCCAGUGUUGAGGCCUUACACGGCCUUUCAUGUGGGCUGUACGGGGCUCCAGCCAUGUUCCAGAGGCAGAUGGAAAGGGUUCUAUAAGGAUGUGAGGAAUGGGCCGCUGCCUAUCUGGAUGAAGUUGUCAUCCACAAUAGCUCUUGGGAGGAGCAUCUGUCCCACCUUUUAUGAGUGCUGGAGAAGAUUGCUGAUGCUGGCCUGACCCUUAACAUUGGGAAAUGUGAAUGGUCAAAACAGGAGGCACAUUACCUGGGGUACCAUCUGGGCAAUGGAGAGCUAGGACCCCAGGUCAAUAAGGUGGAGUCCAUCUGCCAGAGCCCAAGGCCGAAGACCAAGAAGGAGGUGAGGUUGUUUCUGGGCCUAGUGGGAUGGUACCGGACGUUCAUCCAUAGCAGCACCCCUAACGGAUCUGCUGGGUUAGGGGGUACUAAACAGCAUUUAGGGCCCUGAAGGAGAAGAUGUGCUCUAGCCCAUUGUAGCAGUGUCCGGACUUCCCCCAAGCUUUCCUGGUCCAAGUAGACGCGUCAGCUGCGGGUCUAGGAGCCGUUUUGGUCCAGGGGGCCAAGGGAGAAGAAAAGCCGAUAGCUAUUACAGAGAGAGACCCGCAAUUUAGCAAUAGAGAAGGAGUGCCUGGCCAUCAAGUGGGCCUUGGAAAGCUAGGGGUACUACCUCUUGGGAAGGACAUUCAACAUCGAAACACACACACACACACACACACACACACACACACACACACACACACACACACACACACACACACACACACACACACACCAGGAUUCACCCGCACCAGCUGAUUGGCCGCAGAGAGCGGGUGCACACGCAAUCGUGCGGGCAUUUGGACAUUUCACCACCAUCUCAUCUUGUUACGCCGUUACAUCCUGGACUAACCGCAUGCACUUUACACUUUUGGGUUUUGAUUUCCACCUUGAUUUCCAACCACCUAGUUGUCCUUAUCAUUUCUUUUGCUUGUUGCACCCGCAGGUUUUUGGAGCACUUGUAAAUACUGCACCUCGUUUUUUGCACUGUACUUUUGGGCUGAAUAAACUCACCAUCUGCGAGCAAGCCAUCAUUCCCUUGGUUGUUUUUGCACGUUGGUCCACAUCUUGAGUGAGCAGCAGAGCGAAUGGGAACGGAGAAACCCACAUUCAAGACUGACGGCGAAGCAACUAGUAGCUCAGUGUUCCAACAUCCACAAACGGCAACUGCUAUCACAGCUUGAGAUUGACGAGAUACAACACAAAUGCUACGGCAAGGGGGAGCCAGGACGCCAGGUCAGAGGGGAAGUUCCACCAUCUUCCCAACUGGAAAUUGGGUACGAAGCCCCAAUGAGCACAAAUACGCUGAGCCAGGCAGCAACUGACCUAAAAGAUAAGAUCAUGGCGAGAUUGAACAGGCAACCCCGAAGCCAACUACGACGGCUAAGAGAAGUACCAUCAGAAAGUCUCAUGGAAGAUGUGAAUGCAGCAUUGAGAGCGAUCCCUACCACAACAAUCACAGAAACCAAUGAGCUGAUAUACGCUUCAGCAUCAGUGAUCCUAGAGGUGCUUGGCUAUAAGAGCAACCAUGGGAGCCACAAGAAACAAUACCCACCAUGGAAACGAAGGUUGGAGGCAAAAAUCAAGGCAGCUCGGAGGGAAGUGAGCCAAAUGACAGAGGCCCAGAGAGGUGCAAUGAAAAGAUCGAUCCCCAAGAGCCAGAUGCCCAUACCUGAAGCACUCUAAACUGCCAAGCAAAGGCUACAAACCUUGGACAGCCGUCUAAAGAGAUACACCAGAGAUAAUGAAGCCAGACGAAUAAACCGGCUGUUCGCAACACAUUCUGCGAAAGAGUACUCUCAAUGGCAGGGUAAUAACAACAGAGCAGACCCACCAAGGCUGGAAACUGAAAAGUACUGGAAAGGGAUAUGGGAGAGGGAGGCAUCACACAACAGCAAUGCACAGUGGCUGGUGAACCUGAGGGAAGACCACAGCAACCUCCCUGAACAGAAUCCAGUGACUAUCACAGUGGCAGACAUCCAACAAAGAGUCUCAGGUAUGAAAAACUGGACAGCACCUGGCCCUGACAUGAUCCAUGCCUACUGGCUAAAGAAGCUCACUGCAAUCCAUGAGCGCCUGGCACCACAAAUGAACCAGCUGCUAAGGGAUGGGACCCACCCUGAAUGGCUAACCAAAGGGCGAACGAUCCUGCUAAUGAAGGAUCCCUCAAAGGGUACAGUCCCAUCCAACUACCGGCCAGUAACCUGUCUCUCCACAACAUGGAAGCUCAUGUCAGGCAUCUUUGCAGCUAAGAUAAGUGGGCACAUCGGUCAAUACAUGAGCGAAGCACAGAAGAGAAUUGGUAAGGAUACCAGAGGAGCCAAACACCAACUCCUGGUAGACAGGACAGUCGCCCAAGACUGCAGAGUGCGACACACCAACCUGUGCACAGCCUGAACAAGAACAGAGGAAAGCCGUAGUGGUGGAUGUGGCAAUACCAAGCGAUGGCAACAUCAGGAAAAAGGAACAUGAGAAACUAGAUAAAUACCAAGGGCUCAGAGAAGAACUGGAGAAGGCUUGAAGGUGAAGGCCAUAGUGGUGCCUGUGGUGAUCGGAGCACUGGGGUCAGUGACCCCCAAAUUGGAGGAGUGGCUACAACAGAUCCCUGGAAAAACAUCCGACAUCUCAGUCCAGAAAAGUGCAGUCCUAGGAACAGCAAGGAUACUGCGCAGAACCAUCAAGCUCCCUGGCCUCUAGUAGAGGACCCGAGCUUGGAAAGUGGAUGAGACCCCCUGCGGAUGGUGAGAAUAGAGUGGUAUAUACACAACCUGUUUACAGGUUGGUAAACAGGUUGAGCAGGCAAAGUAAAGGUUCAGGCAAGAAAUUCCCAACAAAGGGCUAAGCAACAGGUAAGAAAGUCCAGAGCGCUGGAACGUUGUAGUAUGACUCACGAUCUGGCACGUAACUGGUGUAAGGCUGGUGACUAAAUAUGGAAACACUGAGUGCUCGAUUGGCAACAGCUGAGGUUAAUGAGGGGAAGUAACGUUAGCACAAGACCUGGUAGCACCAACCACCAGAAGUUGCCAAAUUAAACCAGGAUAUGCACGUGACAGAGCCCCGGACUAUGACAAUAUAUAUAUAAAAUGGAAUAACACAACCAUCAGCCACCUCCUCUACAUGGAUGACAUCAAGCUGUAUUCCAAGAUUGAAAGGGAAAUCACCUCCCUGAUACAUACCACCAGGAUAUACAGCAGACAUUGAAUGUCAUUUGGACUGGAUAAGUGUGGUCGCAUUGAGAAGAAAAAUAAAAGGUAUUCAGGACUGAGGGGAUAGAACUACCAGAAGACAAGAUACAGUAGCAGAUGUGGAGGAUAGCUACAAAUACUUUGGAAUCCCACAGGCAAACAGUAAUCACAAAGGGGCCGCAAGGAAAACAGCAACCACUAAGUACUAAGUAAAAUUGCGGGAGUGCUGGCGGAAUUGGGGGGGUGAAGAUGGGUUCUAUGAUGUCUUUGAGGUAAGAACGUGCAGUGACUGCGCCAUCUACAUCAACCAAAUUCGUAUUGCGCUGACUGGUGAUGCCUGCCCAGAUUGUUGCUCCUCCUCCACUAAAGCUAACCCUGGGGACCAUGUUGACCUCAGCGUAUCACUGACCUCACUUUCUCGCCUUGAUGGUAACGACCAUCAUUUCUGUGCAAGGUGACCCGACACUCAUCAGUGAACAGGACGGUACACCACUGAUGCAUUGUCCAGGUCACAUGGACUUGUACCCACAAACGUUCACAGCAGCGUUAUCCCUAAUAUAUUGUGUUUUUAAUUUUUAAUCGCAUUAACUGCAUUAGUUUUCUGCGAUUAACUGUGAUCAACGCAUUCAGAGAAGCAUUUAUUAAAAAAAUGAUGGUUCGCCUUGGGGAGCUCAAGUGCUGUCAUUCGUUGCCCGGGUGCAUCCCCGGAAGCUGACGCCCUAGGCGAGAUCAAGCUUUAGUGCCCUCUACUCACUACCUCUCCAAUCCCCCCUGGGACGCGACCGUGAUUGGUGAAUCGGGGGACGCAUAGCCGCGAUUACCCCCCGGCUCACCAAUGUGAUUUUGUGCCGGGGGGGGCAAUUGUUUCGGUGCUCUAGGCGAGAUUGUGAUUGUGCGCCCUUCUCCUCCGCUCCGGGCGUGUUUACGAACAUGUUUUUUUCUGAAGGCUUGGAGCGGCGCGUGUUGGAUCUAUUCUCUCAUCUGUCAACAUAGUGAUGAAUAAUGAUUUUAAACAACCAGGCAGGUUCAUAUCCUGCGAUGGGGAGUGUGUGCUCAAUAACAUCUCAUUCAUCAGUUUACAGAUUCCCAUUACUGUUACUGGGGUUCUGUAUGUCAGAGUAUUUGUGGUGGCUGUGGCUCAGGCUCGUGCUAUGCGGUCUCAUAUUGCAGCCGCCCCACACCUGCGUUCAGUGACUGUAACAGCUAAGAAUUCUGAGAUCAAAGCACCCAGGACUCUGGGAGUUGUUAUACUUGUGUUUAUUUUAUGCAUUUGCCCAUAUUUUUGUGUCACAGGCAUGGACGCUGUGGUCAGCGCUUCCUCAAGCUUUUUGUUUUAUGUCUUUAUUACUUUAAAUCCUGCCCGAACCCGCUGGUUUAUGCUCUUUUUCACCCCUGGUUUAGAAAAUCUAUCAAACUAAUUUUAACACUUCAGAUUCUGAAGCCUGGCUCCUGUGAGGCAAAUAUGCUGCACUGAGACAUAGAAAAGUAAACUGACCUUUUCUGUUAGAGAGACACUAAUAAGAUUUCUGUAAAAUGACAGCUUUGCAUUUUUCUGUUUUACCUUUUAGCUUUUGGAUGUAAAGUGUAUUUAGAGUAAUGGUAAUAUAGUAAUAAAGCAAAGUAACUUUUCAUGCCACUCCUUUGUAAAACAAAAUAAACUAAGCAUGUUAAAAUAUCAAGGAAUGUGUAUUUAUUGUUUUAUAUACACAAAAAAACCCACCAGCCACGACACCGUGGAUUAUUAUCUAGAGAGCGCUGCAAGCUGGAUAAAGGUAAGGUACGUGUCCUUAACAGAGGAGGGGUUAAGGACGUACUUUACCUUAAGACAGAGAUUGUUGGUCAGAGCUGCCAGAGCUCAGCAGCUUCUCUCUGAUGAUGAUGGAGGAGGAGGCUGAGCUCUGCUUCCCACAGCUCAACACCUCCUGCUGGAAACCAAAGCGUCCCCGCUCUCAUUCUGUGCUCAUCUACACUGUUCUGUGCUUCAUCUCUGUGCUGACUUUGACUCUGAACCUGUUGGUCAUCGUCUCCAUCUCACACUUCAAGCAGCUCCGUACUUCCACCAACUUCCUCAUUCUCUCUCUGGCUGUGUCAGAUUUCCUAGUGGGCCUCAACAUGUUACAUCAAAUUAAUCUUGUAAAUGGUUGCUGGCUCUUCAAUGACCACAUGUGCACUCUAUAUUUUGUUGUAGACUGGCUUGGUCCCUCUACAUCAACAGGAAUCAUGGUGCUCAUAUCUGUUGACCGUUAUGUGGCCAUCUGUCACCCUCUGCAUUACUCCACCAAGAUCACACCUAAAAGAGUUCAGGCGUGUGUGUUACUGUGCUGGUUCUGGUCUCUGGUCUAUGUCAGCAUAAGGAUGAAAGAUGAAUUACAACAACCAGGCAGGUUUAAGUCAUGUGAUGGGGAGUGUGUUUGUUAUAACAGUGUUAUUUACCAGCUAAUGGACUUUAUUAUUACAUUCCUUCUUCCUAUUACUAUUAUUGUUGUUCUGUAUAUCAGAGUAUUUGUAGUGGCUGUAGCUCAGGCUCGAGCCAUGAGGUCCCACAUUGCAGCCUUCUCACACCAUCGUUCAGUGAGUGCAACAACUACAAAGUCUGAGUUGAAGGCAGCCAGGACUCUGGGUAUCGUUAUAGUUGUGUUUAUAAUAUGCAUGUUUCCAUAUUUUUGUGUCACGGUCACAGGCGAGGAUGCUGUGGUCAGUGCUUCAUCAGCGUCAUUUCUUUUAUUCCUGUACGACUCCAACUCCUGCUUCAACCCCCUGCUGUAUGCCUGCUUUUACCCCUGGUUUAGAAAAUCUAUCAAGCUUAUUGUUACACUUCAGAUUGUGAAGCCUGGCUCCUCUAAGAUCAACAUGCUGUAGAGGGAAGAGAUUAGAUUAAACCAGAAUUCCACAGCAGCCGUAGUGUCCACCAGAGCACUAUUGCUCGUCUUUUUGGUGAUAACACGCAUGUUAAUCCACUGCCCAGUUCUGCAUCCUCUGUUUGAGAGUGUGUGCGGGUGUUUAACGUAACAGAACAGAUGUUCGUGGUGGCUCAGUGUCAGGCCUGUGUGAUAAAGACUUGUAUUGUGGCUGUAUCACUUUAACGUCAGUAAAUCUUUCAGCUCAAUAGUCUACGUGGAUGCAGCUACGCUUGUGUUUCUAAACGUGUUUGUGUCAGCGUGACAGUAAAAGUCUGUGUUGUAUCUAUUCUUUGAUCUAUGUCAGCAUAGUGAUGAAAAAUGGCUUCAAACAACUGGGCAGGUUUAGGUCCUGUGACAGGGCGUGUGUGCUCACCAGCAAAAAUAUUCAUCAAGUAAAAGGUUUAAUUUUUAUCUGUCUCAUUCCAAUUACUGUUAAUGUGGUUCUGUAUAUGUACUGUAAGUAUUUGUGGUGGCUGUGACACUCAGUUUGUGAGUCAAUUUCACUGCUUUCCCCUAUUUCU
Molecule: messenger RNA, 13296 nt
Organism: Betta splendens (Siamese fighting fish)
Lineage: Eukaryota; Metazoa; Chordata; Actinopteri; Anabantiformes; Osphronemidae
Product: trace amine-associated receptor 13c-like
Exons: 2
Coding region: 11748-12734 (328 amino acids)
Biological process (GO): G protein-coupled receptor signaling pathway
Cellular component (GO): membrane
Molecular function (GO): trace-amine receptor activity
Source: RefSeq, a predicted model, not a curated record